Ustilaginoidea virens is the source of this 840-nucleotide messenger RNA. RefSeq lists its product as uncharacterized. Bases 1 to 840 code for a protein of 279 amino acids. The transcript is spliced from 2 exons. NCBI's taxonomy places the organism in Eukaryota, Fungi, Ascomycota, Sordariomycetes, Hypocreales, Clavicipitaceae. The record is from RefSeq and is a predicted model, not a curated record.
AUGGCAAGGAGCCGCAUGCUGAAGUUUUACAUGAGCUGUCUGGGCCGCUGGGCCGGGAAGAGACUGCUCGGUGUCGGGGAUUACAUGAGGCAUGACCACUACCCUCCAGGAUUGUUCGAGUCGGACCAGGAAAAGCAAGACUUGCUGUUAAGGAAGGCCCGCGGAUCAGGGGACGAGGCAGAGUCGGACGAAGAGGCGAAGAGGACUGCGAAUGGCAAAGCGAGGGAGACGAGGAAGAAGCCGAGCAGACGAGCCAGUUCAAGGACGAACCAACCUGCUACAAGAGCCUGGUCGAAAUGUGGCGAGAAAACCAAGCUGGAGAUACUCAUAGAGGGGGUUGACAGGUACGAGGACGACGAGGACGACGAGGACGCCAUGCUAACCCGGCGCCUGCGCUACGAGACGAUGGCGGAGUUCUACCGAGACCUGAGCAGCUGGUCCGUCUGGAAAGCCAGCCGCCUGUACGACAUGAAGUUGGACGACCUGUACCCCGCCGACGAGGUCUGGAUCCUGCGCAACCUGACCGCCAAGGAGAUGGUGCGAGGCGAUCGCUUCGAGCAGACGCCCGGCUCGCCGCCCCGCGGCCCGUUCCUCGAGCACCAGGGUCUCGGCACCGCCGUGCUGAGCCGCAUCUGCUGGACGUCUGAUCCUUCCAUCUCGAUGGAGGACCCCGGCGGCCGGAUCAGCCGAGGCGUCUGGGCGGGACAUGGCUUCGACAUUGCAACCUUGAAGAGGCACGAGGAGGCGCUGGCUGCGGGCGAGAUUUGGCGCGACGUAAGCGCCGAGGUGGUGGCCGAGGUGGAGAGCAUGUGGCGCGCGAAUCGGUGCGACGAGGAAUGA